This is a messenger RNA of Cuculus canorus (common cuckoo), 5928 nucleotides long. RefSeq names its product syntaxin binding protein 4 (gene STXBP4). The coding region runs from base 150 to 2345 and encodes 731 amino acids. Gene Ontology annotation, cellular component: cytoplasmic vesicle. The transcript has 22 exons. The record is from RefSeq and is a predicted model, not a curated record. Lineage: Eukaryota; Metazoa; Chordata; Aves; Cuculiformes; Cuculidae. Gene Ontology annotation, molecular function: syntaxin binding. Gene Ontology annotation, biological process: insulin receptor signaling pathway; regulation of insulin secretion involved in cellular response to glucose stimulus.
GGCAGAGACACUCGUCUGGAGCUCUGUCUGUUUGGUUUCGUUUUAGUUAGCAGCACAAAUUGUCCUGCACGUAGGCUUUAUCUGGCUGAACAGGAAUCUGCUGGUGUCUUUUGGUUGCUCUGUCCUUGUCUCCACUGCUGUGCUGAAGGAUGUCCCUGCUCUCACCAGGAGAUGAAGAUGAACCCGAGCGUUUUGAUGGUCUUUCUCUCCUAUACUGGACUAUCAUGGGCCCUCAUGGAAUCAAUCGAGCUGUUCACCGCAUUUCAUUUUCUGAUUGUCAAAAUGGAUUAGGAGUUAAAAUUAUUGGAGGCUAUCGGGCACAAACGGCAGAAGAUUAUGGGAUUUUCAUCAAGAGAAUUCUACCUGGAGGAGUGGCUGCGGUAGAUAGCCGUUUGCUCACUGGUGACCUAAUUUUGGAUGUCAAUGGAGAAAACUUAAUUGGAGUAACCAAUGAAAGGGCUGUUGACAUCUUGCGAACAGCAUCAGCGUCGAAUCACAUGUCCCUGCUGGUUGCCAGAGAUGAAGAAGCAAAGAAAGAAUUUCUAGACCUGAUGGAUAAGUAUGGCUCUCACAGUGACACCAGCUCUGCAAGAAGUUCUCCGACGCAGCUCUUAGCCGCAAAAUCCGUAGACAGCCCAUCCUCUGGGUCAUCCUCAAGGUCACAGAGUCCUCAGUUGCAUCCGAAGGAUAAUAUCACCACCAUCAGCAGAAACAAUUCUGCCCUGGCACCAUCUCCGAAGCUUACAAAGGAUAGUGCAUUUCAGAUUAUAUCUGUUUGCAAAGGAACAAGCCUAGGUUUGAAUGUUGUAGGAGGAAUUGACAGAAAUGAAGGGCCUUUGGUAUAUAUUCAAGAAAUUAUCCCUGGUGGGGAUUGUGAUAAGGAUGGACGAUUGAAGCCUGGGGAUCAACUUGUGUCCAUAAACAAGGAGUCAAUGAUUGGCGUCUCCUAUGAAGAGGCAAAGACUAUAAUCAACAGAACAAAGAUGAGAUGUGAAGGUUUUUGGGAAAUAGCUUUUAUUAGACAAAAAAAUACUCCCAGUUAUUCAGAGAAUCUGCAACGUCCUUCCAGCCUCUUAACAUCUUCUGCAGAAUAUGGAGAGCACCAAGCUGCGAUACUUAGUUCUCUUGCACCUCCUAAUGGGAAGCUUGUUCCAACGUUCAGUCCGAAUACUGUGGAAACUGGAGUCAGGAUAGGAGAACAAUCUCCUCUCACUUCUGCAGACAGCAGUCCUACUGAUGUAUCUGCCUCUGUUAUUGCCUCCAGCCAGAAUGAUGAGUAUGAGCCGCAAGGAAGGAACUCUACUAUCCGUCUCAAAGCAGAAAAGCUGGAGAGGGCGUUGAAUUAUCUUGGGAUCCAGCCCACAGAUGAACAGCAGCAAGCCCUAAGGCAGCAACUUCAGAAAGAUUCUAAAGGAACAGUGUCUUUUGGAGAUUUCGUCGAAGCUUCAAGGAAUCUGUUCUCUCUGCAAGCGAACGCCCCAGAUGGCAGCCAAAGACCUGCAGCGUUUGGGGUCAAUGAAAUCGCCAGCUUACUGGAUUCCCAGUUAGUAACCUGUGAUUCUUUGGACCAUGACAUGGAGAGACUUAAAAAAGAAAGGAUUGAAGCUUUAAAAGAAAUGACCAAAUUAAAGGAAAAAUUGUCUGAAUCUGAGAAUUUACAGAAACAGUUAACAGAGGAGCUACAAAUAGUCAAGCAAGAAGCCAAAGCAGCUGUAGAAGAGACAAGAGGCCUGCGAAGCAGGAUUCAUCUUGCAGAAGCCGCACAAAGGCAGGCUCGUGGGAUGGAGAUGGACUAUGAAGAAGUAAUUUGCCUAUUAGAAGCUGAAAUUGUAGAGCUGAAGGCUCAGCUCAGUGAUCAUUCUGGCCAAAAUAAAGAUAACAUCCAAGACUUGAGAAAGAGAGUUACUGUUCUUGAUUGCCAGCUGCGGAAAUCCGAAUCGGCUAGGAAAACCUUUGAGGUGGCUACUGAAAAAUUACUACAAUUUGUAGAGGUUGUGCAUGAAAUACUUUCCGACAACUCUCCUUCCUCGGCCGUUUUAAGUGACAGAAGAACAGCAUUGUCUACUAAAGCACUUCUUGCGCGGUUGGGAAGAAUUGGACCUACUGUCACAGCAGCUCUUGCAGCAGAAGCCAGAGACCUUGCCAAGUCUGUCCGUGCCAUUCUGGAAGUAGAUUGCCUGCCUUAUGGAUGGGAAGAAGCUUACACAGCAGAUGGAAUCAAGUAUUUCAUCAACCACGUGACACAGACAACAUCAUGGAUCCAUCCUGUAACAAGCGCGCUAAGCUUGCUUUCCUCCGAGGAUGAUGACGAUGGAAUAAGAGAGGUUCCCGGGUCCAAAAGCUGAGGACGUCUGUUGGCAAGAAGUAGUUUAGUUUCAGUGCACUAGUGAGAAGAUGCACCCUUUCUAACCUACGUACCCUCUAGUCAAAUGUCAUGGUACCUGGUGGCAUUUCUGCCCGUCAAGUCAGGGGAAGUUCUGCCAGUCUUUUAGGUAGAUUUACUGAUGCCACGAAAAGUGCAGGCAUGGCAGAAGUCUCCCUCCAGUCCUUAACCUGUCCCGGUUUGGUGUGCGGGGGUCAGCCUUAUCUCAGGGCCCAAUCCAGUCUUUUCAUGACUUCUGCUGGCACAACUGCACUGCCCUGAAGUGAAAUGUUCACAGCUUUGACCAACAUGGGAGUUAAGAUCAGGCCUUUGCUUGUAAUGUCGCAUGGUAAAUCCUAGGAAAGGGUUGACCGAGAGAUGUAAGGUGAGCUUUCUCCUUCUUUUAACCAAUGCCAGUGGGUGUAAUGUCAAUACCUUUUCUUUAACUACUGAAAACUUUGAUUUUUAUGAAAAAGUUAUUAUGACAAGUUUUGAUAAUAGAUAUUCAGCAAUUUAUAACAAGUAUUGGAGCCUUUUAAACACUAAGAUUGAUGGUUCGGAUUUAGAAAAAUAAGUCUUUGAAAAGUUGUCAUGUAAAAAGAAACAAUUUUGGUAGAGGACACCAUACUCUGUCAACGAUAUGAGGCAAGAAUGAAAAUCAUUCUACUUUUGUACUCUGCUAAACCGACACAUCCAUGCCUCAGAUACUUCAGGGGAAGCUGUGAAGUUUCAAGUACAAUGAAACCUGUGAAACCACCUCCAGGAUCAGCAGAAAUCAGUCACCUCCUCAAAGUUGGUCUUUAAGUAGAACAAAAUCGUUUUGUACACAUUGGUGAUGAUUUAAAGAGGAUAAAGAAAACGACAGGGGGCUACUGCGAGCUGAUGAACAGGUUUCACUGUCCCUCAGUACCACGGGAUGGUUUAAAUCUCACAACUCACAGCACAAUGUAUGAUGUCAGAUCCAUGAUCAUAUGGAGGGCUUUUCUGGAGGCUCUUUAUAUAUGUGAGUAUGCGUAGAAUCUAUAUGGUAGGUGUUGACUAGUGAAUGAAAGACCUGAGAUUUAGCCGAAGCACUGAUGAAUUUGUCAAAGGAAAACCCUCUGACCUUCAGUCCAAGGAGGAGAAUUGGAUUGUAACAGUGCGAGGAAGGCAUAUCUGCAGUAAAAGCAGUCUGUAUUCUUUCUGGCCACACACAUAAGGACUUCAGAAUCUCCCUGGAAAGAUUCAGUCACACCUCGGCACUUCAGCUCGCAUCUAUUGGCUGAUACAAAGGAAUGAGGCCACACAAUCCCAUUUUCUGAGGUCUGUCUGCAGCAGGUGUGGCUUUGGAUUUAAACAUCCCUGUGCUUUAAGAAAUGAGUAUAAAGACCAGACUCAUUUGCAGUUGUGGUGCCACACUCUUGUCCUCAGCAUUACAGGGCUGUGCCGAGCCAGGCACGCUGUAGCCAUUGAUCCUUUUGAAUCAAAAAGAAUAGAACUUUGUUUAAAAUCCAAGUCAAGUCUCUGCUUUGAAAAGCAGCACAGCAAUAUCUACAGCCUGAGCUGUAGAGCACAUCACCAAAUGUUCUUCUGAAGGAGCAAAGUGCAGCUCACAAAAGACUUUUCUGCAGGCUUUGCUGGACGUAGAUGUCAGGAUAUAUUGAAUAAAUAGGAAAAGAAGUGUUUUGUACUUUUCACUAGGUUAGAACCAAAUUAUCCAUGAAUCCACCCAGGUGGUGUGGAUUGGGAGGAGGAGCUUGCUCAGCAGAUCCACAGUAUCUUACAUGUCUAAGAAACCCUCUGAUAGCAACAACACACCGAUGCUUCAGCCACGUUGUGCUCCAGUGGCUCCUGCAUGCUUCACAGCAUCCUUUGUGUUCCCCGAGAACACAACUGAAGGGGCAGAGCAUGUGCUUCAGUUUCAGGGUUGGACACUGUAGAAGCAUUUUUAUUUAAAUCCUUUUUCUGAAAAAGGCACGGGCUGACCCACAGAGGAUGGAUCAUGUUCUGAAUUCCUGUGAUAUUUGCUGUAGCCUUUGUAAUCCUUUGGAUGCUUUGUGACAGGUGUUUCAGGUCAUACUUCCAUGCUAUCUAGGCAGCAUAUAGAUUCCAGUUUUCUAGUUCUGUUCGACAGCUUUGUAUCUCCACUUGACCCUCACAGUCUUGCUUUAUUCUGCUGGUGGCUUUGCGACAGCUCACUGGGCAUUUCGGAGAGGAUGUUAGAAAAAGACGUUAGAAAUAGAUCACUGCUUCUAUCUAGCUGCUUCUCCGGUGAGCGUUACCUCUGCAGCUAAUCCGCUAGUUCAAAUUCUCCGUUAUUCAGACUACAUUUUCAUACCUACAAUCUCCAAAUGUUCCCAUCUAUUUUUGUACACUGGCAUUCUUGUUUCCUAGGUUAUUUCUCUCGAUCUCCCCUUGCCUCUUCCCUUCUGUGAAAUAGUUUGUGAAAUUAUCUUGAUUAAGCUGAACUGUGAAUAUUGAAAAAAUGGUCCUAGGAUAAUGUAAGAAGAAUUUGUAAAGAGCAGUUGUCAAAAUACGCAACACUGUAAACAACAGCUAUUCAUUUUUAUUCCAAAAUAAAAAAAAAAAAUAAGUGGAAAAGAAAUCAAAGUGCAUGUUAUAUCCUUUAAAAUAUGGAACUACAGCUCUAUAAAGGAGUGGCCAUGUGGCCAUAAAUGAUUCCUGUCUCUGUUUUCCAUGUAAAGGUGACAUUUGGAAAAAUGCUGUUCUUGUAGACACCGGUGUUAAUCUUCACCUGACAUCCUACUAAAUUUAAGAUGGCACAUUCUCCCAUCGAAGCAAAGAGCUGAACACAAAUACCUACACAGACAUGUUAGGUACUCAGCUUCAUAGGUGCUAAAUAGCUUCCUUAUAACGCUACUCAGCAAAUUUGAUGGUCCUUUCAUCAACCCCACCAGAUAAAGAGGACACACACAUCUGUGAGCUGGAAUGACAAGUGGGAAAGGCUCUCCUGAAGGGCAGCAAAUGCUAUUAAAACCUGUGAAAUCCUAACUUUUCUGGGAACUUGAUGGGAUUCCGAACCCCCUGCUUAAGAAGCCUUAACACUUAUCCCAAACCGAGCACCAACAUUCAGUGGCCUUUUUGCAAACCCUGCGCUGAGUGACCGUUGUAUUGUUCUAGCGUUAAGUCAGUAACCAAACUUCAAGUCAUCUCAGAAGCCUUUGCUCAAUUCUGUGCUCCUGGUCCUCGCGUAUCGUCCAUCCCGCCCUGCUCCGAGGAGCGUCAGCUUGAGCUUCAGCUGCUGCAGGUGAGCUCAGCCCCACCAGUUCAGACACCUCAGGCCCUGGGGGCAGGUUGGCAAAGAUGUUUAGCAGCUUAAAGAUGUUGAUGGAGUUAAUAGGAAUUAGGCACCUAACCUACUUAGAUGCUGCUAUAAAUGCUGCUAGGCAUGUUUAGGUACCUAAAUACCUUAGUAAAUCUUUCCCCUUACUGCUUGCAAUGAUAGCGUACCAAAAAUCAAAUACUAAUGAAUAAAGCCUAACCUUUGUCCUCUGUAACCAGCUUUGUCUUUCCCUGGGGAUUGUUUUCAUGUAAUACUAAAAAUACCGUCCAUCUCACCGGUUCUG